UCUCAGGGGAGCUUUGAACAUCUUUUCACUGGACAGCUAGCAGUUUUUAGGUGCAAUAACUCGUGAAAUCUCUUAACAAAGCGGGAUGGGUUCCAGAUUCCCAUCUCAUCAGCUCAGCAACGGCCUCUAUGUAUCAGGUCGUCCAGAGCAGCCCAAGGAAAGGACUCCGACAAUGAGUUCAGUUGCUAUGCCAUAUACAGGUGGUGAUAUUAAGAAGUCAGGAGAAUUGGGAAAAAUGUUUGACGUCCCUGUGGAUGGCUCCAAGUCUAGGAAAUCUGGACCGAUAAACAAUGCACCUUCAAGAACUGGGUCUUUUGGGGGAGCUGCUUCACAUUCUGGGCCGAUCAUGGCCAAUGCAGCAGUUCGGGCUGGCUAUACAACAUCUGGCCCUGUAACCUCUGGAGGCAUGUCUGGUUCCUUAAAAAAGUCAAAUUCUGGACCCCUGAAUAGACAUGGAGAACCUUUAAAGAAAGUAUCUGGUCCUCAAUCUGGUGGAGUAACACCCAGUGGCCGACAAAAUUCUGGGCCCCUUCCUCCUGUUCUCCCUGCAACUGGCCUCAUCACAUCUGGUCCCAUCUCGUCAGGCCCAUUGAAUUCAUCUGGAGCCCCUAGGAAGGUGUCUGGUCCUUUAGACUCCAUGGGAUCAAUGAAACUACAAGGUUCUGCUGUUACUCAGAAUCAAGCUGUGACCGUUCUUAGUCAAGAUGAUGAAUUUUCAUUCAAUAGAAACUUUCCGAGGACAAUACUGUGGUCGCUGGUUCUACUUUUUGUGAUGGGAUUCAUUGCUGGUGGUUUUAUUCUUGGAGCAGUUCACAAUGCCAUUCUUCUCAUUGUUGUUGUGGUUCUUUUCGGUGCUGUAGCUGCAUUGUUUGUUUGGAAUUCCUGCUGGGGAAGAAAGGCUAUUAUAGGGUUCAUUGCUCGUUAUCCAGAUGCUGAGCUUAGAAAUGCAAAGAAUGGGCAAUUCGUGAAAAUCUCCGGGGUACGUAUUUUAGGUUCAUCCCAUGAUAGAGUAUACUCAUUUUACAUUUGCUAAUGCAAGUACAUCUUU
This is a messenger RNA of Carica papaya (papaya), 1048 nucleotides long. The record is from RefSeq and is a predicted model, not a curated record. Lineage: Eukaryota; Viridiplantae; Streptophyta; Magnoliopsida; Brassicales; Caricaceae.